AUGAUGUUGAUGAAGAAUCCCAUCUUCUCCAAGAACCACCAUCUAGCAAACUACCACUACGCAGGAUCAGACUGCUGGACUGUGGAUGAAAAAAGAUGCUUCAACAAGGGAAUUUCUGCUUACAGGAAAGAUUUCUUCUUGGUGCAAAAACUGGUGAGGAGUAAAACAGUGGCACAGUGUGUGGAGUUCUACUACACCUAUAAGAAACAAGUAAAGGUUGGCCGUAGUGGCACAUAUACAUAUGGACCUUCAGACCCAGAGGAUAACAUCUCUGUGAUUCAUGUGAAACAAGCGGAGGAAGAAAAUAAUAGUAGACAACAGGAGGGAACACAAGACAAUGUGGAUGGCAGUCUACAAGAUGUGACCAAGGCACUUCAGGACAAUGAAAAUGAGAGGGCAGCAGUGGCUCAUGAGGAGCAGAAGAACAGCUCUGUGGAAGUGCCUUCUGGCCUGAUGCCAGCGGCUCAGCCCCCCUUCAAAACUCCUUCCCCUGCACCUCCAAAGCCUGACAAUACCGGGAAGAAAAACAGGGCCUCAACUGGCAACAAAAGUCAGGGAGAGCCGGAGGGUGUUUUCCCUUGCAAGAAGUGCAGUAGGGUGUUCUAUAAGGUGAAGAGUCGCAGUGCUCACAUGAAGAGUCACGCCGAGCAGGAGAGGAAGGCAGCAGCACAGUGCCAAAGAGAAGAGGAGGAGCGGGCCGCUAAAGCAAGGCAGGAGAUGCUCGAGGCAGCAAGGAGGAAGGAGGCACAAAGAGGAGGACAAGAAGAGAGUAGUGGAGCUGAGGAAAGCUCAGUAGAGCUGGAUGAUAAGCAGGAUGAGGACUGGCAUUGAGCAAGUACAUGACUCUUUUAGUACUCUUCUUUAGUACCAGUUUGUACCAAAAAUUAGCAACUUGUGCAUCCCAGUUAAGGGCAGUUGGGAUGUUUGAAAUUAUAAAAUGCCUUUUAAUUUUUACCAAAAUUUUAUAAGAACUUUCCUUUGGUAUAUAUUUUUUUAUAUAUGAAUAUAUGACACAUGAUAAAUAUGACAACACAUGUAAAAAAGGUUUGCUGAGCUGAUUGCUGAGCUUUUCUAGAAGCGUACACCCAUUCAGUUAGAUUUUGAUCAAAGUACCCGAACAAAUUUUGAUUGCCUUCAGUGAGAUUGAAUUUUUUUAUUUAUUUAUUUUUUUACAUGGGUUUAUGUAAUAUACAUCAUAUGUACGUAAGAACACAAACUAAAAUUCCCCUCAUCUAUCUAUGGAUAAUUUCAACUAAAUAUUUCUUGUGCAUGAAAUGUAUAUAAUGCAUAGAAAUAUAUAUGUUGACCUUUGUGUAUUAUAUUGUGUACAAUAUUGAUCCUGUUGUAUUUUUUUUUUCUUUCUGUACUCUAAACGUAAACGAAUGUUUAUUUAUGUUUUGAAUGCACUUAAAGAGGAGUGGAAUAUGUAGGAUUAAGGGAUUUUUAUAAAAACUCGCAUGUAAAUAAAAUCUGAAGUUUAGAAAAUCACAACAAAAACAUUUUGAACACAGCCAAUUUCAUCACAUUUUUCACACUUUGUUGACUAUUUGCUAUAUUUCAUAAAUGUGUGCACUAUAAA
Molecule: messenger RNA, 1579 nt
Organism: Sinocyclocheilus rhinocerous
Lineage: Eukaryota; Metazoa; Chordata; Actinopteri; Cypriniformes; Cyprinidae
Product: ELM2 and SANT domain-containing protein 1-like
Exons: 6
Coding region: 1-831 (276 amino acids)
Biological process (GO): negative regulation of DNA-templated transcription; regulation of transcription by RNA polymerase II
Cellular component (GO): transcription regulator complex; histone deacetylase complex
Molecular function (GO): transcription corepressor activity
Source: RefSeq, a predicted model, not a curated record